This is a messenger RNA of Closterium sp. Naga37s-1, 735 nucleotides long. Lineage: Eukaryota; Viridiplantae; Streptophyta; Zygnematophyceae; Desmidiales; Closteriaceae. The record is from the annotation of a GenBank genome assembly.
AUGUACGACAACACGGACGGCCCGGGCGAGCUCAGGCAGAUCUAUGGCCCGGAAAAGCCACUCUUGGAAAGCCAAUCCGUCAUUCCUGUUGUGCUGCCUGCGCCCGUUGCACCACCGGAUCAUGUGGAGCCUUUCCCCGAGGACAUGCUGGGACGCACAUUCGAAGCCCACUGCGGGUUUCUGGUUCCCCCUCCUGCGUGGGACCUCGUGUAUGCUCCCAUGCUGCUGGGCCUGCUGGUGCUGCUAGUGGCAGUGCUGCUGUCCAUCAUGAUCGCAGUACUGGCAUGGAAGAGGAGAAACAUGGAAGAGGACAUGAAGGAGAUUCAGCUGUGCACGGCCAUCUUGGAGAGAGCUGAGCGGGCCAAGAGUGAGACGGUGGCCAACGUCUCUCAUGAGCUGCGCACCCCAAUCAUUGGCAUGAUGGGCAUGAUUGAGGAAUUGUUGGACUCUUCGUUGGAGGAGUGGCAGUAUGAAGACCUGCGGGUGGCAAGGGCGUGUGCGGGCGAGACGGUGGAGCUCAUCAACCGAGUGUUGGACCUCGCCAAGCUGCAGGCCGGCAGGCUGCAGCUCGAGACUCUCCCCUGCUGCUUGCGCCGCAUCGUUCGCGAGGCAACUGCAGUUGUUGAACCCAUUGCACCAGGGAAGAAUCUGCAAGGUACGAAUGUGCAAUAUGCUCAUUGGCUUUCCAGAAAAGUCGUUUCGUAUGGGAGGAAAAUUGGUUAUUCGGUUAUUUAA